CUGAGUGCACGUCAGUUCCAUCGCGCACUCCACCAUUCUUCGUUUCGCGUGCAGCAGCUAAAUCCAUUAUGAAGUGGACCAGUAUUGGAAUAACGCUUGGACUUUGUGCAUUGUCAGUGUUUGCCCAAAUUCCGGACGCAGAUAAGCUCAAAUGUCGCCUUUGCAACAACGCUAAUGGACUGGUCGACUGCUCGACGUUAACCAUCUGUGAUAACCGAACGGAGGAGUGUUAUACGGAUCAAGUGAUCACGCCGACUUUCGAAAUUGUGUACCGGUCAGGAUGCAGGGCACGUCAGCAAUGCGAAGGUAGUUCAGUGCAAGUUGGAAAACGACAAGCAGACGGAGAGUUGAUCGCCUGUUCCAGGUGUUGUGCGAAGGAUGAUGACUGUAACGAGAGACUUUGUGGACUCCAAGCAACCCUUGUGAACAUUAGCCAGUGUUACUUCUGCGACUCCGCGCACUCCGACCAGGGUGAUGUCACUGAUCCUGAAGAUUGUAUCACUAUGACAACCUGCGACGUAGACCAGGCGUGUUUCGGCCAAAAUAAGUAUCACCCUGGGCAACCAACGUCGUUCCGAUAUGGGUGCUUCAACUUUGAGAUGUGUAGGGUGUUGAUGAAAACCGCUUUCGAUGACCUUGCGCGGUGUGAAAAUGGCGGAGAUAGUUGUGGGACCGACAACAGUGGCGUUUGUAACGUCUGUUGUCGAGGAGGAGGGUGUAACUAUGGUGAUUGCCAUGUUAUCAGAAAUCAACUUUAUGACCAGUACAAGAAUAACGGGGUCUUCGACCUGGAUACUCUGGAAUCAAAAUCAGGAGGCACGACCCAGUCGCCGGGCGGAAAAUAGACCCGUGCAACGGACACCAUCUAAAAAAUUUGAUGAAAUUCUCAUUUUGUUUCGUUAAUAAAAUGACGUGCAUCAUCGAAAUGUA
Messenger RNA from Mya arenaria, 930 nucleotides. RefSeq lists its product as uncharacterized. Bases 69 to 845 code for a protein of 258 amino acids. The record is from RefSeq and is a predicted model, not a curated record. Lineage: Eukaryota; Metazoa; Mollusca; Bivalvia; Myida; Myidae. The transcript has 11 exons.